Lineus longissimus is the source of this 3665-nucleotide messenger RNA. RefSeq names its product Krueppel-like factor 4. Gene Ontology annotation, biological process: regulation of transcription by RNA polymerase II. The transcript is spliced from 2 exons. The record is from RefSeq and is a predicted model, not a curated record. Lineage: Eukaryota; Metazoa; Nemertea; Pilidiophora; Heteronemertea; Lineidae. Gene Ontology annotation, molecular function: RNA polymerase II cis-regulatory region sequence-specific DNA binding; DNA-binding transcription factor activity, RNA polymerase II-specific. The coding region runs from base 130 to 1251 and encodes 373 amino acids.
GGAUUUAUGCGGGAAGAAAACUAGAUUCAGUCCUUGUGAGUUCUCAGAUAUCGUAGAAAGUUACAACUGAGAGCACCAGAAGCAAAUUGUUACUGACAACAUUGUGCAUGCAAAUCGAAAUCGCUCAACAUGAGCCAAGUUGUGGACCCAGUGUUGACAUCAACAAACCUUUAUUCAGCAUUCUUACCCAAAUUUGAGGAGAACAUGGAUAUUCAAAGCGUUUGGCAAGAUGUUGAGAACUUCUUACAGCAGGAGUAUGAACAUGGGUAUGACAAGACUGUCCCAGUCAGCCAGCCUCAGGUUGUCCCAGAGACGCCGAACUCGUACGAGACGUCCUCUAAUAACAUCUACCAAUGCGAGGCAAGCAAGUUCUUGGACGCAGACUACGAUGAACUUCUCGACCUGGACUUCAUUCUAAACAACACGCCUGGAGAAACUAUGGUCGAGAAUACGUCCUACUCUUUCAUGGAGGAGUCUAUGAACAAGUUGAAGCACAACACUGUCUCGUCAGCUGCACCAAGUAUGACGUCACAAGCACUACCUACGUUUCAGUCAGCGUUCAUUGAAAUGCCCGAAAUGAAAUUUGAGGAUAAACUGAUGGAGAAUCCCGUACAGAUCAAACAGGAGUAUCCGAACACUUGUGCCGAUCACGGCUACACAUCAUUAGGACUUGUCUCACAGCCGCAUCUCUCAAUACCCGGCAAUCUGUCUCCACCCGCGUCGCCGGAAAACAUGCAGGACGAACAGUGUAUCUCAUUGGAUCUGCGAACAACAAAAUCGCCGCAGACUAUUCUAAACACACAAGACUUUAUGUUAAGCUAUGCGAACUCAACUCAUAAAGUGACAAUUAAUCAGAUCCAGCAGUUAAUAACGCCGCCAUCUUCGCCCCAGCUUGCCGAUUUAUUGAACUUGACGCAGCAGCAGCAGCAGCAGACUGUAGAUGGUCAGCCCAAGAAACGCGGCAGACGUAGUUGGGGUCGAAAGAAGCAGACGACGCACACGUGUACUUAUGUUAACUGCAACAAAACAUACACAAAAAGUUCUCACCUAAAGGCACAUUUACGAACCCACACGGGAGAGAAGCCGUAUCACUGUAACUGGAAGGGAUGCGGAUGGAAGUUUGCCCGGUCAGAUGAGCUCACGCGACAUUACAGGAAACACACAGGCGACCGACCCUUUCAGUGCCAACUCUGCGAGCGAGCAUUCUCAAGGAGUGAUCACUUGUCCCUCCACAUGAAACGUCACAUGUAGAUAUAUAAACUGACUGUUUGUUAAAGACUUGAGACGUCAAAGUUAAGUUGGGCAGAAAUGAAAGACGCCACUCACUCAUAAUGAACUAUGACAAGGCAAUUGCCUUAGCACUUUCAGGGAUUAUUUUCUUCUGCAUUUUCAAUUCAUUUUGACCCAACUUUGUCUCGACGUUCUCUGUGCUGUAAAUAUGUUACCGGUUGUGUCACGAAGUGUCCUGCGGUUAAAGCACCCACUGCCAAAAGAAGACGUUUGUGCCAAGCACAGUGAUAUAGAUAAACGUUAAGGAUUAUAGCAGAUUGUAAUUUUUCUAGUCAUAUCCAAGGACUUUAAAGAAAAGAACAAUACAUCACAUGUGCAUGUAUCUUGAACUAAUAUAUUCAACUUUCAGAUGUUCACAUAGUGACAGUGAUCUAGGAAUCACCGUGUCUGGUCACGAAGCUGUCUGGUCAAGUCGUUAAGCCCCUGGGGGUUUAAUUGGUGUUCGAUUGUGAAUUUGGUUAUGCGACACCAACAUGGCGACCACGGCCACUGUCACUGAGUGGAAGUCAUACGUAUUGCUCACCCAUCCGUAAUGAUGACCCUCAUUACAUAACACUGACGUCAAUUAGUGUUAAUAUGGCCAAAUUAGUAAGUCACUAUCGGGCAUUCCUUUGCUCCUCGAACAAUUUACAAUUAAAUAAUAAGUUAUCCUUUCUAAGCUCGUUUUGUUCCCACCUGGGACCUUAGAAAAUUCCUCCAACCUCGUUAAUACUUCAAAAACUCGAUUUCUAUACAUGUUGACUCGUUACACCGAAUUUGACAUUGUUACCAGAUCGGCUCAUUAAUGAUACUAUUGUAGUAUUGAGCUCUCGGUUAACUAUAUUUGGUAGUCCACUUUUAACACGGCUUAUCCCGUGUUAAAAACGUCCUAGAUUCCACUCAUAAAGUGAUUUAAUUGAGUGCAAUUUUAUGUCAUGUUAGAAUACUCAGUUGUCCUCUAAUGUGCCUAAAAUAAAUUCCAUCCUAAAAAGACCAAGUAUAUCUUUAUGCAGAAAUAUCAUUAACUUGUCCAUAUCUUGAUAUGAAAGAGUACUUUAAUCGAUGGUCAAGAUUCUAAAUGAAUACGUCCAUAUAAUCCAUCCAGAAACAAGUUGCCAUACUAGUGAAACGUCCAGAAGAAAACUAUGACCUAUCAGUGAAAAUUUUCAUGACAUAGUCCAUUUAAUGUCACAUUCCGACCAAAAAUGCGAAGUACAUGUACUUAAAUAACCCUGUGAUCUGUCUUCACUUGCCAUGUACAGAAUGUAUCAAAAAAUCGUCCUGCAACAUAUCUGUUGAAGUCUAUUUUUCCUAGAACACGCUUUCGCAGCGAGUGCCCUGUUGAUGGCUUAACCCUAUAUUCAUGGUUUAUGAAGUUUAUUCACUUGUUGUCUUCAUGUUGUGUGAACGAUAUCGUUGUUGAUAUAAGAUCUGUUUGGUUUCGAUUUGGAAUGGGUUCCAAUUUAGCUGCUGACUGUGCUUCUGUCUCAUCAUCAUACGGAACUAAACCGUGGGGUGGCGCUGAUCAUCAACUUCGGGUAUGUCGAUGAGAAGCAACAUUUGUGAAUUAAGGUAUCAGCGAGACAAUAUCUUGAGACAUUUUUCAAACUUGUUAUUAUGUUCCAUAUGAAAAUGGGAAAUAGGACUUGGGUCUCAAAAGGGUCAACAGGGUUAGGCACAACAAGUUCAAAAUAUUUUGCUAACGACGGCUAUUUUCAAUCAAGUACAUCGGGUACUGGAUUUUGCUGAAAAUCAAACCUUGCAGUCCCCAAAUAACUUCUCGGAAGUGGGGCGGCGGGGGGGGGUUAUCAUUAAAACUUGUCUGAACUUGUCAUGGGCCUCAAUCUAUCGAUUCGUAAAAGGUUGUAUAGUAUUUUCACUUGAUGUUACAAACGAGAGAUACAGAUCCACCGGGAUCUUAUUAAAAACGCAUUUUGUAGAUUCUCACGAAUUUGAUACUUGAUAAGUGUAAAAUGUACAUACUAAUUUUCAUCUGAUUUUAAUUGUAAAUGUGCUAACUAAACAAACGCAAUAUAACUUAGAUCUUAUAGCGAUUCGAUGUCGUACAAUAUCAUAUCAAAAGAUUUUCGUUUGUACGAAUUUAAUAGUUCCCGCCAAAGUACAAAUCUAUCCCGCCACUAUGCCACCUGUUGGCAAUAUGUAGAGGUUGAAAGGCGAAAUAGCUUCGUAUUUUGGUUUAUAAAAAACUCGGUUCUUUGUAUCUAAGAUAGCACAAGUGCAAAUACUGUAUGUAUGUAUAGACGAUUGCAAAGGUGCUCUUUGUGACCGCCUCUCGGUUUUCUUUCUAUUUUUGUACAGGCAAUCCUGAAUCUUGUCACCCGCCUGUAAAAGUCGGGCCGUAAUCGAGAAUAAAAUACAGUAUUAAGUUUAUAUCA